Zea mays is the source of this 899-nucleotide messenger RNA. RefSeq names its product peptidyl-prolyl cis-trans isomerase-like. Gene Ontology annotation, molecular function: peptidyl-prolyl cis-trans isomerase activity; cyclosporin A binding. The record is from RefSeq and is marked provisional. Gene Ontology annotation, biological process: protein peptidyl-prolyl isomerization; protein folding. The transcript is spliced from 7 exons. Gene Ontology annotation, cellular component: cytoplasm. Bases 66 to 707 code for a protein of 213 amino acids. NCBI's taxonomy places the organism in Eukaryota, Viridiplantae, Streptophyta, Magnoliopsida, Poales, Poaceae.
CUGCCCCCUCCGUCCUCGCGCCGGCACCGGCGUCGACCCGCACCCACCUCUGCUACUCAACGGAAAUGCGACGCGGCGCGCUCUCCCUCCGUCCCGCCCGCGCUAUCCCCACGUUGAGGCUCGGCGGCCACCGCGACGCCCGUGGCGCUGUCGUCGUCCGCGCCACUGCGGCAGAGGGAGCCGUGGAGCUGCAGGCCAAGGUGACGAGCAAGUGCUUCUUCGACGUGGAGGUCGGCGGGGAGCCUGCGGGCCGCAUCGUCAUCGGGCUCUUCGGAGAGGUCGUACCUAAGACCGUCGACAACUUCCGUGCGCUCUGCACUGGUGAGAAAGGGUACGGCUACAAGGGCUGCUCCUUCCACCGGAUCAUCAAGGACUUUAUGAUUCAAGGCGGGGACUUCCAGCAAAACAAUGGUACUGGUGGGAGAAGUAUUUAUGGUGAAUGCUUUGAUGAUGAAAAUUUUACACUGAAGCAUGUUGGCCCUGGUGUGCUAAGCAUGGCAAAUGCUGGCCCCAACACAAAUGGAAGUCAAUUUUUCAUUUGCACUGUGAAGACACCGUGGUUGGACAACCGUCACGUCGUGUUUGGACACGUAUUAGAGGGGAUGGACGUGGUGAAGCAGCUUGAAUCGCAAGAGACCAGCAGGUCCGAUACUCCCAAGCAGCCUUGCCGAAUCGUUAACUGUGGCGAGGUCCCCCUGGACAGCUGAGCGAGCGAAAUGCUCUUGGUGAGUUUGAACCUGAGGUACCGCGAAGUCUUCUCUUACGUUAGAGCGUCGACGCCCAUUUGUGGUAGCAUCAUUCGGUCAGUUGAGUUAUGUGUACGUGCCGUGACGGAAGUUUAAUUACUCAGAUGUGGACACAUUACCAGUUAAUAGCAACGAAUUGGCAAGGGACAUCUC